GAUAUUAAAUUAGGUUUAAGUACACCACAUGAUUAGUGAAGUUGGUAGCAAGGCAUCGGUGUGGUAAAGGCGUUUUCUUCUCAGUCUUCUGACAAGCGGUAAUGUAACAUGAGUAAAUUGCAAUCAGCUACAGUUAAAUCACAGCAUUCAGUUAAAGUUCCAAAAUUUUACAAAACAGCUGCAAACAUUGCGAAAAGGGCCAAGGAAGAACAUCGUAGUUUAAGGGAUCUGGUAUUCUGUGCUAACAAGCACCUGAAUAUUCGGGGAUUAUAUGCCUUAUUAAUUAAAACAUUCCAUCAUGAAGAUACAUUAGAGAGGCUCAUACAAAAAAGCAAAAUUCUAAAAGAAAGGAAAGUAGACCCAUGGCUGAUUAGAAUAUUAAUAACAGAGCUUCUGUUUGGGAAAAAAUGUCUCAGUGGAGAUAGCAAGCCUGUGCAAGCUGUUCUAUCACAUCAACCAAUAUUACUUGCAGAACUAAAAGAGGCAGAGACUGCAGGAACAGUCAGAUUGGAUUCUUAUCAGAAGAGAGACAGCAGACCACGAUAUGUCAGAGUCAACACCUUGACUCUGAAAGUCCAUGCUGCCAUUAACAUUUUCUGUAAUGAGGGAUGGAAACAAGUUUGUUAUAACCGGAUGUCAGAAGACUACUCAUCUUUCCUCCACAGGGUUGCUUCAUUGGCUAAUGAUGAAUUUAUUCAGGACUUGCACAUUAAAGAAAUGCUCAUAUUUCCAAAUAAGACGGAAUUUUAUACACACCCACUGUACCAAAAUGGCUCCAUCAUUCUACAAGACAAAGCAAGUUGUCUGGCAUCAUGGCUUCUCAACCCUCCACCAGGGAGUACUACUCUGGACAUGUGUGCAGCCCCAGGAAUGAAAACUACACAUCUUGCAUCCCUCAUGAAAAAUGAAGGCUUACUGUAUGCAGUGGACGCAGUUAAAGAUCGUUACGGGACUCUUUGCAAGCAGGUUGAGAAACAUGGUGCUACAUGUGUGAAGCCCUUGUACAUGGAUGCUUUCCAGCUUGAUGCAAAACAGUUCCCAGGUGUUCAGUACAUCCUGGUUGACCCCACCUGUUCUGGUUCAGGUGCGCUUGAAAUGCCCGAGGUAAAGAAUGAAAAGUGCAGUGCUUCACGACUACAGUCGCUGACUCGUCUACAGUGCAAGUUGUUGCGACAUGCCCUCACAAAAUUCCCUGAUGUAAAGCGUGUUGUUUACUCAACAUGCUCCAUUAACUGUGAAGAGAAUGAGAAUGUAGUGGAGCAAGUUUUAGCCUCUGUGAAUACUGAUCCUUCAAGUCCAGUUUUUGAAGUUGUUGACAAUAAACUCAAAAGUAAAUGGAUAUAUCAUGGUUCUCAAGAUUUUGAAUGGGGUCCUAGGUGCAUCUAUGCCACACCAGACGUUGAUUUUACCACGGGUUUCUUUAUAGCUGUUUUUGAAAAGGUUAAGCCAGAUGAUCAUGAUGAUGUUUUAAAGCCUAAGAAUAAGGAGAAGAAACAUAAAAAAAGAAAGAAACAAGAUUUUAAGUGAGGAAAACGGUGAAAGACGAGGAAAUGCUAUCAUCACCAAGCCGACAUUUGAAGAGAAUUCUGAUGUGGGAAUGCUGAGAGUAUGAAUUCUUCAGUUAUGUUUAUUGAUGACCGAACUGAUUUCAUUUUGUGUAUUUUGUUUCAGGCUUCAAUGUAUCACAUUUUUCUUAAUAAAUUAGUUGGAAUGACAGUAGGAAAACAUGAAUACAUUAACAAAGAA
Molecule: messenger RNA, 1746 nt
Organism: Zootermopsis nevadensis
Lineage: Eukaryota; Metazoa; Arthropoda; Insecta; Blattodea; Termopsidae
Gene: Nsun5
Product: Nop2/Sun-like domain containing protein 5
Biological process (GO): rRNA base methylation
Cellular component (GO): nucleolus
Molecular function (GO): RNA methyltransferase activity
Source: RefSeq, a predicted model, not a curated record